Messenger RNA from Myotis brandtii (Brandt's bat), 1998 nucleotides. RefSeq names its product complement factor H. The record is from RefSeq and is a predicted model, not a curated record. Lineage: Eukaryota; Metazoa; Chordata; Mammalia; Chiroptera; Vespertilionidae. The transcript has 11 exons. The coding region runs from base 1 to 1983 and encodes 660 amino acids.
AUGGUUGGUCUGAUGCACCCACCUGUCAGGGAAUUUUCCAGGUUUUCAUUGACAAAUGGCCCUUUUUUCUUAUGCUGUAAUGUGUGUGAGUCCUUAAGAAACUGUUUCCUGAUCAUAUGCUUACCGUUUCCUUACGCUCUCUUCCUUUUAGAAACAUGCUUAAAUUCAAAGGUAAAAAUUGCAAAUGGAUUUAUUGCUGAGCCUGAAUCUACAUAUCUCUUAAAUCAAAAAGUAAAAUAUAAGUGCAAACAAGAUUAUGUAACAGAAGAUGGUCAGACAUCCGGGUAUAUUACAUGUCUCCAGAAUGGAUGGUCAGCUCAACCCAGAUGCAUUAAAUCUUGUGGUGUGCCAGUAUUUGAGAAUGCCAGAGCCAAAAGUGAUGGCACGUGGUUUAAGGUCAAUGACAGGUUGGCCUAUGAAUGCCAGGAUGGAUAUAAAAACCGAGAUGGACACACCGUAGGCUCCAUAGUGUGUGGUGAAAAUGGUUGGUCUGAUACACCCACCUGUCAGGAAAGAGAAUGCAUCGUUCCCGAUAUAGAGCAGAACUUACUUGCUCAGCCCCAGAAAGAGAAAUAUGUCAUUGGAGACGUGUUGACAUUCUCCUGCAGAAACAGACAUAAACUUAUUGGACCAGACUCUCUUCAGUGCUACCACUUUGGAUGGUCCCCUAGUCCUCCGACAUGUAAAGAGGAAGUGCAGUCCUGUGAUCAACCUCCUCGACUCCGCAAUGGGAAAGUUGCGGACACACCUAAAGGGGAAUAUGAACACGGUGAGGUGGUGGAGUAUGUGUGCAACCCCAGGUUCCUGAUGAAGGGUGCGAGGAAAAUUCAGUGCGUUGAUGGAGAGUGGACACCCUUGCCCGUGUGUGUUGAGGAGGACAGUACAUGUGGAGACGUACCUGACCUGGACCACGGCGAGGUCGUGUCCCCAGCACGGCCCCCCUAUCACCAUGGAGAGUCAGUAGAGUUCACUUGCGGAGAAGGCUUUACAAUGAUUGGUCACAGCUCAGUUACAUGCAUUAGGGGAACGUGGACCCAACCACCUCAGUGCAAUGCAACAGUUGAAUUCAAGACGUGUAAAUUAUCAAGGGCAACUGCCUAUGAGACAAACUUACAAGAAAGGAAUGACUAUGAGCAUAAUAAGAAAAUCAAUUACACAUGUGGGAGGAAGUCAGAGCAGAAACACUCAGUCUGCGUGAACGGAAAGUGGGAGCCCGAGGUGACCUGCACAGAAGCACCACGAUGCCCACCUCCACCUCAGAUUCCCAAUUCUCAAAAUAUGACCCUGACCGUGAAUUAUCACGAAGGAGAAAAAAUAUCUAUUCUCUGUCAAGAAAACUUUCUAAUCCAGGAAGGAGAGGAAAUCGUGUGCCAGGAUGGACGAUGGCAGUCAAUACCGCGCUGUGUCGAAAACACGCUGUGUUCUCAACCGCCUCAUGUAGAACAUGGAAGCAUUAUUUCAUCCAGAGAAACAUUGGAACCCAAGCUAUAUGCGCAUGGCACCACAUUAAGUUAUAUUUGUAAGGAUGGUUUCAAAUUAUCCAAAGAAGAUGGGAUAACAUGCCACCUGGGAAAAUGGAGUGCUUCACCACAGUGUGUAGGACUUCCUUGUAGACGACCCCCUGUGGUUGCCAAUGCUGUUCUUCCUGACAGGAUAAACAUUUAUCCACAUGGGGAAAGAUAUACAUACACCUGUAAACCCGGAUUUCGGAUCCGUGGACCUGCGUCUGUAGAAUGUUCAGGAGGAAAUUGGUCCCAUCCCCCAGAAUGCACAAAAUCAAUUUGUUCUAGCCCACCCAGCUAUGACAAUGCCAUCCUCACAAGCCGGAAGAAGAAUAGCUACAAGUCAGGAGACCAAGUGGCUUAUAGAUGUACAGAACAUUACCAAAUGGAAGGAUCCAAUGUUGUAGAGUGUAGGGACGGCAUUUGGAUUGGAACACCCACAUGCAAAGGUAUUUUGGUGAAUGGCUUCUACCUUCAUUAAAAAUUAGGCAUACGA